AUGAUGGCACUCUACCAAGCUACGAGCAUGGCGAAGGACAAGGAGCACCGGACAGUGAUCUACUGUGACUCUAGGUCCUCACUUCAGGCAGUUGCCGACCCAAACUCCCUCAACCCGAUAGCAGUAAAAAUCAGGGAAAACCUGGAAGAGGCCCUAACAUGGGGAAACCCGAUAGAGCUAUCUUGGAUAAAGGCGCACGUUGGCCUGGAAGGAAAUGAGAGGGCGGACCAGCUAGCCAAGGCGGCGGCCCUAGACCCGGAAAAGACCCCGCUGUAUAGCAAAUUCCCUCUCUCGUUCGCAAAAAGAAUCAUAAGAGCCAGCACCCUAAGUAGGUGGCAAAGGAGAUAUGAGGAGACGGAAAGUACCUCAGGCACGAAGCUGUUCUUCCGGGAUGUGCGGGGCGCUAAAAGGAUUAUGGAGAGACUGGGUAACAGGAACACCAUCGCACAACUACUAACAGGGCAUGGGGGCUUCAAACAAUACCUCCACAGGUUCAAGCUGGGUAACGACCCCCAUUGCUCCUGCGACGGACAAACCGUGGAGACAGUUACACACAUCCUCACGGAAUUCCCAAGAUACGGCCCCGAGCAGUACGCCUGUGAGUGCGCAAUAGAUAUGAGUGUUACGGAGGGCAACUUCGUGAGGAUGCUGGAGGACGACGGAAUUAGGAAACACUUCGUGGACUUUGCGGAGGGCGUCAUGAGGAGAGCGGCGAGACAGAACGGAGCCUCGGCAGUAUAG
Molecule: messenger RNA, 741 nt
Organism: Cydia strobilella
Lineage: Eukaryota; Metazoa; Arthropoda; Insecta; Lepidoptera; Tortricidae
Exons: 1
Coding region: 1-741 (246 amino acids)
Biological process (GO): DNA replication, removal of RNA primer
Molecular function (GO): RNA-DNA hybrid ribonuclease activity; nucleic acid binding
Source: RefSeq, a predicted model, not a curated record